Messenger RNA from Acromyrmex echinatior (Panamanian leafcutter ant), 483 nucleotides. RefSeq lists its product as hypothetical. The record is from RefSeq and is a predicted model, not a curated record. NCBI's taxonomy places the organism in Eukaryota, Metazoa, Arthropoda, Insecta, Hymenoptera, Formicidae.
AGACUGCGCUACAUUGAGGGAUGCUGUAUAAUCAAUACUGUCAUGCUCCGGACCAAAAAGCGGAAUCGAGAAACUGCGUGUCAUCUAACAUCAUGAAAACUGAAAGACACACUUGUGCGCCAAAUAUCGAUGAUUUACCCGUGGGAGAAUCGAUCGAGGAGAUUGCCGAAUCUGUAGAUGAGUUACGAGAGAAGCUCGCCAAUAUGAAGAAGCUCAUGAUAGAGCGAAAGGGCACUACACUAGGAGAGAUCAGUGCUCGGAAAAGGAAAGAAGCUUCUAAUAUGAUAGAUGGCAAUCUCUUGUCUUGGAUUUUUGGAUUGGCUCUUAUGGGAAUCCUGAUUGUUAGCUCCUAUGCUUUUUAUAAUUUGUAUUACGCAGUACUAAAGAGAUUCCCAUCUCAUCAUACUGAACUAUAAGGAGGGCAUAGAAUAAAAAAGAGCGAAACCAAAAAUUUUCGCAAAUUCUUAACAUUAUUACAAAAAA